CGAAGCGUAAAUGCAUCCCUAUAUUUUAUCGCUUAUAUUAUUACUAUUUUCCUCCACUCUCAGGGCUCUCUACUCCGAACCUCUUUUUGAGAGAGGAAAAAAAAAAAAAAAAAAAAAACCCAAAGCAGAUAACCAUGUGCCCCACUAAGCAAAAGCACAGGAGCUCUGGCGCCGAGUCCACGGCCGGAGACACCGACUGGAUCGCGGAGUCUGUCAAUGGAGGAUCUCUACGCCACGUGGACCUCCACACCGGAACCAACGGCUGGGCCUCCCCUCCCGGCAAUCUCUUCUCUCUCCGAGCCAAGAAUUACUUCACGAAACGACAAAAAUCCCCCGCCGGAGAGUAUCUCCUCUCCCCCGCCGGCAUGGACUGGCUCAAGUCCAGUACUAAACUCGACAAUGUACUCGCGCGUCCGGACAACCGCGUGGCCCACGCGCUCCGGAAAUCCCAAGCCCUAGGGAAGUCUUUGAAGAGCUUCAUCUUCGCCGUGAAUCUCCAGGUCCCGGGGAAGGACCAGCACAGCGCCGUAUUCUACUUCGCGACGGAGGAUCCGAUCCCCGCGGGCUCGCUCCUCCACCGGUUCGUCAACGGCGACGACUCGUUCAGGAACCAGCGGUUCAAGAUUGUGAACCGAAUCGUCAAAGGGCCGUGGAUCGUGAAGAAGGCGGUGGGGAAUUACAGCGCGUGUUUGCUUGGGAAGGCCUUGACGUGCAAUUACCAUAGAGGUCCGAACUAUCUGGAGAUUGACGUCGACAUCGGGAGCUCUGCGAUCGCGAGCGCGAUUUUGCACUUGGCGUUGGGAUACGUGACGAGCGUGACGAUCGAUAUGGGGUUUCUGGUGGAGUCGCAGGCGGAGGACGAGCUCCCGGAGAGGCUUGUCGGCGCGGUUAGGGUUUGCCAGAUGGAGAUGUCGUCCGCGACCGUAAUCGACGCGCCCCACGCGCCGAACGUCGUGCGUGGGGUCGCAAAAGUAAAUCAUCACAAGUCCGGCGACGAUGACGACGACUGAAGCUUUUCAACCUGCGGUAGAUUUUUAUUUGUUCAUCUUUUUUUUUUUUUUUUUUUGGGAUUAUUUCCGCUUUAUCGUGAUUGUUAAUUUUAGUUCCCUUUUAAUGGGGAUUAACGGUGGAUACUUGAACGGACGGUGGUGGAUGAUGUUUGGUGUAGAUAAUAAAAUUGUAACACAACAAAAUGACGAUAUGCUGCGGAAUUUCAUUUUCA
Molecule: messenger RNA, 1222 nt
Organism: Morus notabilis
Lineage: Eukaryota; Viridiplantae; Streptophyta; Magnoliopsida; Rosales; Moraceae
Product: protein ENHANCED DISEASE RESISTANCE 2-like
Exons: 1
Coding region: 135-1010 (291 amino acids)
Source: RefSeq, a predicted model, not a curated record